Molecule: messenger RNA, 3048 nt
Organism: Haemonchus placei
Lineage: Eukaryota; Metazoa; Nematoda; Chromadorea; Rhabditida; Trichostrongylidae
Source: the annotation of a GenBank genome assembly
AUGAAAAGGGGAUCGAAUAGAGGUCCAAAGGAUUCCCCUGGCUUCCGAUCCAAUAACAGAGGUCGUGGGAGGCCAUAUGAAUCGAGACGGACGAACAAUUCGCAAAGAUAUCCCAACGAUGUUGAUAGGUCGAUGUACUUCCUUCCACGGCACCUACAGGAAGCGAACCCUUGGGAGACGGUAGGGCCAGACAGUGACGCCGAUCGAGAUGUUGCGUGCAGCGAUAGAUCUCCUCAGGCCUAUGAAGACAGACCUAGCGAUUACAGGAAUUGUGACAGGUCUAAUGAUUACAGGAAUACAGACAGGUCUACUGGUUACAGGAAUACUAUGUAUCGCCGUAAUUCGCGUGAAGAAGACGAAUAUGUUAUGAAUGAGUCCUUCAGACGUGACGAUUAUCGCGACUCUGACCGUCGUUCUGGUAGACGGUACCACCAUGAACGGGGCGACAGUUAUGACACGUGCGAUAACUGUCGAUUUGGAGCAUGGCCAAGAUGUUCCUGUGCUAGAAAUAGCCCGAACGCCAGAGGCAACCGCGACCAUCGUGGACGUGAAUCGGCAGCCCAGUGGUACGAGAAAUCCACGAAAUGCGAUUGUGGGCGACCAUACAACAUGGAGAGUGAAGAUGACUGCUGUUCUUAUCGAAGUCGUGAUUGCUCAUCGCCAAGGAGACUUACACGUGAAGAAUGGCGACGAUUGGAAAGAGAAGAAUACGAACGUGAACGACAUAUGAGUGACUACCCACCUCGUUCUGGCCGUUACGAUAGUCGCCGUCCUCCUUUCGAACAUCGUUCGGGUCGUGACGACUAUAACUACGAUAAUCGUGAAAAUAAUCGUCGUCCAAGGUUUGGGCAACGUAUAAAGAGUGAAUGGAGAGCAGAAGACGACUGUCCCCCUUGCGAUUCGUACUCUUCUUCUGACAGACGGUACAUACCUGAUGCAAGAAACAGAACUGAAUACACAAGCAAUUUCAAUGGUGGUCGCGAAAAUCCACGCUAUGGCCAGAAUAAACGACGAAACGGAAAUCGGGACAAUAGGAAGUUUGAAAGGGGAGGAAAUCGUGGUUUUGGAUCGCCGAGAUCUGGGUCAGGUUCAGUUAGAAGUGGUGAAUUUAAUCAAUGGUCACAAGAAGGAGCUGAGCGAGAACACAACAUAUCAAACGAAAUGGAAAAGCUGAACAUCAGAGACGCAUCGCCUUCACGCGAGAAGAAGGUCAAUAUUGGUUUCCGACAUGAAAAUGAACGAAGAGAAGGAAAAGUUUGUACGGUCCAGAAAGCCCAGGCCCGUAACGAAGGACCAUCUGCCGUAGCCGACGAUUCGAAAAAUUCGGAGACCGAAAGCGAAGGAGAGAAGCCGCGGUUCAGUGCGGAAUCUGGUUGUGACUCUUCGCCUAGUAAAGCUAGUGUGGUCGAACCGCCAGAGGUUGGCGUGAUCCUUGCUCCCAAAAAGGAGCCAGCAUCGAGAGCGAACAAAGAGCGGGUGAGACUGCUGACUAAUUUCUGGGAAGUGAAUGUUCAAAGCAAAAUAGUCUACCGCUAUGAUCUGGCGGUGUAUCUAGGAACUCCUACAAAUGAGAAAGCUGUUGACUGCCUACGUGGUGAACGAGAUGAUUCUGCUGUGGUGGCGAGACGAAAACUAUGCCUGCAAGCUCUUCAUCAUGCCAUGCAGUUGUACGGUAUAAUUAGUAAAGGAGAAGCUGUCAUCCAUGAUGGCGCCUCCAUGAUGUUCUCAUCAGAAGAUUUGGCCCACGCCUUGAAAGAGCAUAAUGGAGUCCUAAAGCUCGACAUACCGAAAGAAUUGCGAGCAUUAAUCCGUCGUGUAGAUGUUUCUACCUUGACCAUUGAAAUAACACCUUGUCGUGAAGCCGCUGCUUCGUUUGACAUUGCGGAUUUAUCGGCACAAAAGAAUCGCAAUUGGGCUAUUCUCGAUCGGUCAUGGAAACAGUUUUACGAAUUGCUUACCAGUCAGGAUGCGACAAUAGGAGGCCAAUUUACUCAAUUCGGUGCUGGCUGUCUGUAUAGUCCAGAUCCUUGUGAAAAUGUUGGUUACGGUUUCCAAAGGCUUCAUGGUGCACGGAAAGGUAUCAAAUUCAUCGAAGGAAGACGAGAUCAACCGAAUGGAGUUGUUGCUGCAAUGAUACUCGACCAUCGUGUUGGGCUCUUCUACAGAAGUCAAAGCCUGAUGACUAGUGUUCGCGAGAUAGAUGAUCUCCAAAAUGUGGCUAGUUUCGAUUUUAGCUUUACAUACUUCACAAACAAGGAUCGUAAACGUAUGAAUCGUAAAUGGGUUGAAGUCAAUGAGUACGUCAAAGGCGUGCGCAUGAUCUACACUGGCACAGCAUCAAAUCCGGUCAGCUUUGUGGCAGCCGGAAUCACCGAUGAGCCCAUCAAAAAACUUAAAAAUAUCUUACCGAAUAACGCCAAAACUGAAGUCAGUGUACUGGCAAAGUUUGCGGACACCAAAGUGGCUAUCAAUCCAAAUUGGCCUGCAGUCAAAUGGCGUGUUCGAGGUAGAGAAGAAUAUUUUCCAAUGGAGUUGCUUCAAGUGGAACCUAAUCAGAGAGUGCCGCUGGAAAAACAGGCACAUGCAAAGUCGGCCAAGAAAGCGGACAAGCCAGAUGUUCGAUUGCAAAGCAUCUACAACUUACUUGAAGCGCUCAAUCUUCAUGAUAAUGCAUCUCGAAAUAAAUUCUUAAGAGCAUUCGGUGUUUCUAUAAGUUACUUUCCGAAAAGUGUCGAGGGUUUUCGACGCCAAGCACCUCAGAUUACAUACGGUGGCAACCAUCCAUGUGCAGUGGACAAGGCAAAAUAUAAUUGGCGAGAAAGCUGGGAUACGAAGUAUGUCAGAGGUGGCAAGGUUGACCGUAUCAUUGUUGUUCACAAUGAUCGAAAUAUGCAAAAAAACGUUGAAGAUCCGCUACAAAGGCUAUUCAAGAACAGGGGUGUUCAGUGUGGCGAUAUGACAUUCGUCCCUUUGGAUUAUAGAAAAGACUUGGAAAUGGAGAAACAACUUGAAGAGGUGAGCUGUUCAGUGAAGUCCAAAAUUACGUGA